GGUAAGUAGAAGUCGCUCCCCUCUACUUGCUAUCUUUCCUUGUGUUUGUUGUUGUCCCUGUAUGUUGUUUGUUUCAUGUGUAUUUUUCCUGAGCACACGCACAUAAUCUUUUGCUGUGUAAAUAAUCAAUAGCAUGGCCGCGUGAUGGUCAUUGAAGCCGAUACCCCAGGGUCCCGAACUGUGGACAUGAAGCUAAAGAUCCGAGCACCCAUCGACAAGGUGCGCGAGGCGAUUCAACCAAAGAGCAUUACGCAUCCGGAUCUAGGGCAUGGGCAGUUGGCGGAGGUGUGGGUCGAUGUGUCAGCGAUGACACAGACGAUCAGAGACCAGGUUCGGAAGUGGAAGUGUGCGAGGGUCGAUGUCGAGAUCGUGUACCCAAUUAAACGGAAGGAAAGAAAGGAGCCCGAGGGAUUAAGUGAGGGCGAAGGAGGAGAAGAAGGAGAAAAUGGCGACAAGGACGAGGAAGGUGGUGACGAGAGGAAUGGAAGAGGAGGCGGAAGAGGAGACAGUGAGACAGGGUUGAUGGGGAAUGUUAUCCAGAGUACGGGUUCUUUGAUCGUACAAGUACAUAAUAGCCGUGUGUCCGUCAACUUGCCCAACUGGGUGUUCCGGAACAAGUUGUCAUUGUCGAGCACGGACAAGGGCGGAGAAAUUGAACUUUUGAGCGCGGCAAGCACGGCGCUGACAGAGCUCAAACUUGAAGAAGGAGAGAUCUCUGGCAGAUUGGCAACCCUGCACACAGUGCGUGCAAAGGUCACGGAUGCCGAAGGUAGGAUUCAGUUGGAUAUUGAUGGGAACGAUAAGCGAAUAUUCUCGGGGUCAGGGUUAAGGCCGAGGAUGGUGGCGAAUACGACGAUGACGAUGACGGCGACUGCAAGAAGGAAUGGAACGGUGAUGAUGGCCGGUGGUGAUCCUGCGAUAGAAGCAGAGCCAGAAGAAGACCCUGCGCAGGCGCUGGAUUUGGCGGCUAUGACGGCCGGCGGUGGACCUAUUCAAGUCCAAGUCUUCACUCCAAUCGCGUAUCAGGGUCGAUUCAAUCUAAUGCACGAAGGCGAGCGACAGUUUCGACGUAGUUCGAACGACGUGCCGGUCGUUUACACAGUCAAGAACAGGCACCAGCUAACGGGAUAUAUGGCAAUGGGUCGCAAGGAACCAACGUUGCUGCUGCCAAAUGUUGACAUCCAGGCUCGAGGAUUUAGAAGUGGAAAUGUAUUGCUGGAGUUUAUUCACAGGUCGCCGCCAAGGUCUGGAGGAAUGAGGAAUGGGGUGCCUGUGCAGGUGUAUGGUCUUGUCGUAGUGGCAUUUAUUGUACAGCUGCUCGGUGCGUUUUUGUGAUGUGGAGACCGCAGCAAGGCGUAAAGGAAAGAGCGUGAGAAAUAGCCAUGACAGCAUGGGCCAUGUAUGUAUUGACCUUUAACCAAGGAAUAUUCAGAGUAACCCUCCCCAAGGCGUAGUAAAAGAGAAAACACGUAUCCAGAAGCGGCAGUUGAAAUAAGACGGGUUUGAAACAAGAGAGUUUGUCCGCCUGUUUCUUUCUCCACAGGUCGUCGGGAGCCUCUUCUCUCGGAAAAGUUCUCUCAUUCUCACACCCUUUUUUCCUUUUCUCCAUUCCAUCGCUCUUCUUCUCAUCCAAUUCACAUCCACUUCUGCAUC
Gamsiella multidivaricata is the source of this 1653-nucleotide messenger RNA. RefSeq lists its product as uncharacterized. The transcript has 2 exons. The coding region runs from base 145 to 1335 and encodes 396 amino acids. The record is from RefSeq and is a predicted model, not a curated record. Lineage: Eukaryota; Fungi; Mortierellomycota; Mortierellomycetes; Mortierellales; Mortierellaceae.